UUCAGAUAUGUCUCGUCGGCCAUGCUAGAGCAAGUAUAAAUAUUUUAGCCUCUCCUACUCCCGACGCAAUCGCAAAGUUUCAAGUUGGGCAUCCACUAGGAGUGCGCUAAGCAUACCGCUCUUCGGUGCUUUCUCGAAAGCUGUGAAGACCUUCGAGAGGCUAGCAAAUGAAGUUAAGCACGUGCGUUGUUCAUCGAGAAGAAACUGUACUGGACGGGCGCGCUGACCAAAGGAUUUGCAUUAUUGCCUUCUUUAGCGGCACUGGAAACAUUCCCAUUCCGGACGCUAUCGGAGCACCAAAGGGCCUGCGCCUCCUGGUGUUGGUCGUGAGCCUAACCGCCGUGCUCGUGGCCUCGUGCGCCCUGCUGCUCGUGGUGGGGGCGCAGGACGACAGCGUCGGCUGCGGACAGCCGCCCGACUGGAGCACGCACGUCGACCCCAAGGAGCGCGUGGACCUGUGCACGGGCGAGGCAUGCACGGCGUCCCAGUGCGUCCGUGACCCGGUGAGCAAUGACACCUGCCGCGGUGUGGUGCGAGCGUACGCCGACAGGUGCCGCUGCUGCGAGGCCUGCGUUCUGCACCUGGGGAAGAACGCGGACUGCUCCAACAGGCCUUCCGAACCUCAUGAUGUCCGAGAAUGUGGGCCUGGCCUCUUCUGCAACCAGAAUACGUGUGUCUGCAUGGAGUUCAUGACGGACAUACCCUGAACGACCUCACUGUGCUACUACUUUACAUUUGCUCAUCAAUAUGUCUGCUCGCUUGAUUAACCUAACAUAGUGUUAAAUAUGUCGUGAAUAUUCGCAAAAUGCUGUAAACAGUAUACUGUAACAAUGUCCCGGGUUGUGUAUCAUGGUUAUUAAUGGAAGAGGGGGUACCUAUGCUUGCCACGAUUGUUUUCAU
Molecule: messenger RNA, 900 nt
Organism: Dermacentor albipictus
Lineage: Eukaryota; Metazoa; Arthropoda; Arachnida; Ixodida; Ixodidae
Cellular component (GO): extracellular region
Source: RefSeq, a predicted model, not a curated record